CGAAAGGUGCCGCAACUGGCCGGCCACGCUCAUGCUCUGGAUGGUGGACCGGCUGACCUGGAGGGCCUGCGCCGGCGGCGGCGGUGGGGGUGGCCCUUGCGGUAGUGACCAGGACUGCGGAGAGGGCGGCUCGUGCCUCGUUAGUAUGGACGGCUAUGUGGAGAGCGCCGCCUGCGUCUGUCUCGGCUUCCUCUGGCUGCUCUGGGGCCGUCGCCGCCUGCUCGCCCUGCAGGCGCUCGACAUGUCGGCCUGGAGGUGUCGGAAGGCCACCGUGUGACGUCAGCGCCGGUUAGGUUUGUGAUGACGCCUGACAUGUCGACCUGGUGGUGUCGGAAGGCCACCAUGUGACGUCGGCUGGCGGUGGGACUCAUCCCGCCGGCCCGCCGCCUCCAACACCAACACCGCAGCGCGGCGUCGGGGCUGGCGUUCAGCGUGGCAGCCCUGGCGUCGGUUGCGGGUCGGCGCCACCGCAGGCCAUGCGCCGAACGGAGCCAACCCGUCCGUGAGUGCAGCACAAACGGGCCGGCCGGCGGUGCCACGCGGGAGCUCGGGGUGCAGUUGGGCCGUCGACCGAGCCCAGUGUUUCCCGCUCUACCUGGCCCCGCCGGUCAGUGGAUAGGACCGCGAGGCGGUCGCGGGUGUCGUUUGUUCGUGAAGCGUUUGCUGUUGAUUCCUGGUGCUCAAGUGAAGUGUUGAUUCCUGGUGCUCAAGAGUUGGUGGAGGCGUUAUUUUAGUAACAACUGAUGCAUGUUGUGUUGCAUUCCAAGGGUUCACGCGCUGGUGAAAGCACUUUUUUGGGAAACCGCACGGGCACCGCAACAGGUUUGUCUUGUUUUUGUCGUGGAGUGAUGCGUCCCACUACAGCACUGACAAUAUCAUUGGCUUCCCGGCGCCUCGUAUCGCAUAUAAUGUGUUCGAAGGAUAUGAUGCAUCACCUGCGAUCAGGGGAGGGGGCAGGUAGCUAAAGGAGGUUACUUUAUGACGAGCGCCCUACGCGCUCAACAAAUGUGCGUCGUAUUCGGCCUGUUCAGUGGGAUACUUUGUUCAUUCAUUUGCAAGACAAUGACGUCCUUCUCGCGCUGGAUAAGUGCAGUGCGUAAAGUUUUGUUUCCGUAAGACGUUUACAGAGUCGGGUCGAAGCGGGUAGUGACACAUUAACGCAAAUUCGUUGUCGUUGAUCGCGAUUUUAGGUCGUCGAUCGCGUUGAUCGCCUUCAAUUUCGUCGUGUUAGGGAAAGUGUUUGCUAAUUUACAGUCUUCCGGGCCCCCUGGA
Molecule: messenger RNA, 1272 nt
Organism: Pollicipes pollicipes
Lineage: Eukaryota; Metazoa; Arthropoda; Thecostraca; Pollicipedomorpha; Pollicipedidae
Product: acetyl-coenzyme A transporter 1-like
Exons: 2
Coding region: 32-277 (81 amino acids)
Source: RefSeq, a predicted model, not a curated record